Stylonychia lemnae is the source of this 723-nucleotide messenger RNA. Lineage: Eukaryota; Ciliophora; Spirotrichea; Sporadotrichida; Oxytrichidae. The record is from the annotation of a GenBank genome assembly.
AUGAUGAACUAUAAUCUUAGAUUAAAAGUACAGCCUUGCUAUCCGAAAAAGUUAGUCGAAGAGUACAUGAAUAAAUUUUAAAUACAAGCUGAGAAGAAUAAUGCAGAUGCCUCAAAGUCAUAGGUUUCUAAAUCUCAAAUUAAAAACAAUGAGGCCUCCAGAACAUUUGAAAAUGAUUAGAAAAAAAUAGCAUUCUUCCUUUCUCAUUCUAAAAUUGUAUAAGAGGAGGACAAGAGAAAUUCAGAUAGAUUAAUUAAACGCAGAGAAAAUAUACAGAAAUAGCUUAAUGCUCAAUUAGAUGAAGCUUAAAAGUAGAUUCUAUCUGAAUUCUCUUAUUAGGUGUUUCCAAGCAAGGAUUAAAUGAAGGAAAUUAGAAAAGAGAUGAAGAAGAUGGACUCUGUUAACUCAGAGAGAAUCCUCUACAAUGUCAAGUUCAACUAAAAAGUAGAAAAAUUUAAACCUGUUAAAAUAUCUGAUGAUAUAAAGAUGUACAAGUAAAUGUACCAUGAGAGAUUUCUAUCAACUCUUAAUGAGGAUAAAGAUAGUGAUAAUGAUGAGGAAGAUGAAAGCUAUCACGAGGAUUAAGACUACUAAAAGAGUAAGGUAUAGGGUAUAAGAGAUUUUCCAAAUUUUCUUAAGUUAAAAACUGCGAGAUUUAGUUCUGGAUUAUUAAAGCCUUUAAAUAAUAGACCAACUGAGGCAAAAACUCAUAGAAAUUUAUGA